CGGCUCCGGCUGGGGGCGAGCAGACCUCGAGCAGCCGACGGAGCUGCCGGGUCUCUUUUGGCUGCUGCUACCUCCGCUUCCCAACUCUCAGGGCCGCGGGACAGGGACGAGAGUUGUAUUGGAAGGGCACGGCCCUUCCCACCCAAGCAGCAGUAAUGUCGACUUCGGCGGCGAUUUAUCUGCUGUCCACCUUGGGGGGCUAUGUGAUGACCUCGUUCCUGCUGCUCAAGUACCCGACUCUGCUACACCAGAGGAAGAAGCAGCGAUUCCUCAGUAAACACAUCUCUCACCGCGGAGGUGCUGGAGAGAACUUGGAGAACACAAUGGCAGCCUUUCGACAUGCAGUUAAUAUGGGAACUGAUAUGUUGGAACUAGAUUGCCAUAUCACAAAAGAUGAACAAGUGGUCGUAUCCCACGAUGGGAAUCUGAAGAGAUCAACUGGAGUAAAUGUGAACAUUUCUGACCUGAAGUACUGUGAACUCCCCCCUUACCUUGGCAAAUUGGAGGUAACAUUUCAAAAAGGAAGCCAAAGUGAAGGAGAAGACAAACGAAUUCCAUUACUGAAGGAAGUUUUUGAGGCUUUUCCUCACACCCCAGUAAACAUUGAUAUCAAAGUCAACAACAAUCUGCUGAUUAAGAAGGUUUCAGAGUUGGUAACUCAGUAUAAACGAGAACACUUGACAGUGUGGGGCAAUGCCAAAUAUGAAAUUGUAGAAAAGUGUCACAAAGAGAAUUCAGAUAUCCCCAUUCUCUUCAGUCUACAACGUGUUCUGCUCAUUCUUGGCCUAUUCUACACUGGCCUCUUGCCUUUUGUGCCCAUCUGUGAGCAGUUUUUUGAAAUUCCAAUGCCUUCUAUAAUAUUGAAACUAAAGGAACCACAGAGCAUAUCGAGGAGUCAAAAAUUUCUCAUCUGGCUGGCUGAUAGGUUGCUAAUGAGGAAAGCCUUAUUUGAUCACCUCACUGCCCGAGGCAUUCAGGUAUAUGUGUGGGUACUAAAUGAAGAGAAUGAAUACAAAAAAGCUUUUGAUUUGGGAGCAACUGGGGUGAUGACAGACUAUCCAACAAAGCUUAAAGAAUUUUUAUAUAAUUAUACAUAAGUCAACCUAAACAUUCGAAGAAGACUAAGGAAUAUUCUUUUUUCAGCAUCAUAUAAAUAAGCCGUUUUCAGAAUGAUAAAAGAUGUAAUCAAUUGAGUUUCAUUACCUCAUUUUAAAGCCUGAUUCAUAAUGUAGAAACUGUAAUGUAUAUUUAUUUUAAAAUAUAUCCCAGAUUUUACAUAAUUGGUUUAGAAAGUUAAUAUUGAUAGAGAUAGGGCAGAUAAAAGAUGAAUAGUGGAUCAAGAUUUCUAUAUCUAUUGUGGAUCAAGAUUUUUGCAUUUUUCUGUACUUCAAGCAAUUUUCAAAUCAAAGACUACCACUAACAGAUGAGGUAAAAUCCAGGACUUUGAGAGAUCAUAGCCUUCAUUGGCUGAGAUCAGUUAAUCAGUAAAAAUUAUUGAAAAACUGCAGCUAUUCUUAAGUUGGCUCUUUAUUUCUGGACAUAUUGCUGGCCUGCACAGUGAAAAAAAAAAAAAAAAAAACAGAGAAGCAGUUAAAAAAGAAAAAAAAAUCAAACAAUGAUGUGUGGUUAUCUGACAGGACACAUACUGUGAUUAGUAGUGAGUCUCAUAGAAAUAAAUAACCAUCACUUAACCAGAAACAAAA
This is a messenger RNA of Antechinus flavipes (yellow-footed antechinus), 1703 nucleotides long. RefSeq names its product glycerophosphodiester phosphodiesterase domain containing 1 (gene GDPD1). Gene Ontology annotation, cellular component: endoplasmic reticulum membrane. Gene Ontology annotation, molecular function: phosphatidylcholine lysophospholipase A1 activity; phosphoric diester hydrolase activity. The transcript has 10 exons. Gene Ontology annotation, biological process: glycerophospholipid catabolic process; N-acylethanolamine metabolic process. Bases 156 to 1097 code for a protein of 313 amino acids. NCBI's taxonomy places the organism in Eukaryota, Metazoa, Chordata, Mammalia, Dasyuromorphia, Dasyuridae. The record is from RefSeq and is a predicted model, not a curated record.